AUGGACGCGGUGGACGCGUCGCGCGCGCGCGACGGCGACGACGCGCGCGACGGGCGCGCGAACGCGCGCGCGAGCGCGAAUGCGAACGCGAAAGCGAAUGCGACCGCGGGGACGUCGCGCACGGCGACGCGGAGCGCGUGCGCGUUCGUCGCGCGCGCGCAGGCGCUCGCGGCGGAACUGCUGCGAUUGGGAGAGAACGCGCCGAGGGCGCUGUCGCGCGAGGACUCGAAGUUCGCGAGGGUGUUGUUUGAUUACGAAUACUUCGACGCGCGGGAACGCGCGGAGGACGCGGCGGCGAGGGAUGGAUCGACGUAUGAACUCGACGAGGAGGUGCGCGGGAGCUAUGGACACGUGUUUGAACGGUAUUGGAACGCGUUCGACGCGGUCGUGCGGUGGCAUCAGGAUUUCGUGCGAUUCGCGGAGGACGUGGCGGAGGGGACGUACGUGAGCGAGACGUGGGAAAAGAUUCUGAGCGACGAGGACGGGAGGCAGUACGUGUGCGAAGCGAUCGCGAUGUUCGGGGUUAUUUUGAAGAUAUUAGAUGCAAAGUUUGAUUGGCGGUUUCGCGAGCGCAUGGUGGUGGCGUAUUAUCGCAUGAGAGGGGCGAGCGAGGACAUCGCGAACGCGGACGAAAUCGUGACGCUCUGCGCGCGGACGGGAUACGACGCCGCGCGGAAAACGCGACCGGAGGGGUACCCGGAGCUAUAUUUCGCGAGAUUCGAAAUGCCAGAGUGGCUUAUAUAUAUGGUGAUCGGGCGAUUGCGAACGGAUGACGUGUAUAAUCACGCUCCGCACUACCCGAAUCCGGAUCAUCGCUCCACCGCGCUCGCCGCGCAGGGAGGAUUGUUGUACAUUAUAUUGUAUUGGGCGCCCAAGAUCUUAAAUAGAGGGACGUCGGCGAUGAGAGAAAUCGUAGACAGACACUACGCCGAUAACUGGGUCGUCGCCUACGGCGCUGGGUUGACAGUGGAUUUGUUGACGGAAUGGGAACCGUACGAAGCGGCGUCGACGGCCAUGCGUAACGCGGUGACGCCCAAGGCGGCGAGGGAAUUGAUCGAUAACGCGUCAACGCGCGUCGGUGAAUUGAAAACGGCGUUCAAAACAUACCUCACCGAAGGUGUGCUCACCGAGGAAUUCGUUUUGAGCAAUGAAAAAGUGCUCAUGAAUGUCGUUCGCGACGCCAACGUCGUGGCGCGUUUCGUACUUCUACACAAUUUGACCACCCACAAGUCAGUAUCGUCCCUCGUUUCUUACAUGCCGAGCAAAGAAAACAUAAUAGAUUUGCUCUUAGAUUGCGCCGAAUUGGAGAACGAGUUGAAGAAGAUUUAUACCUCGCUCUUGAGCGGCAAGCACGAGCUGUGGGAAAAGUGCAAACACGAAGCCGGAGAACGAAUGAAGGAGCUUAGCGCGUAUUUCGGUGGUACCGCUGGAUUGAGCAGGAACGCGAAAGACGAAAACUUGCGGCUGUGGUUUGCGAACUUGUCUGUCGAAGUCGAACGACUUUCGUACGACGAUGCGGUGGCCGCCGGUAGAACCAUUCAGGAGCUCGAGACCGCCUUGACGGAAGUCGAGCAAUUUCAUCAAAUCGUCGACAACAUCCACGCCAAGCAGUACUUGCUCGAUUCCCGGGGAUAUUUGGGUAAGAUGAUGAUGACUUCAAACGUCGCAGAUUCCGCGCUGAACACGCUGACGAUUGUGUCCGACGCGGCGUAUGCGUGGCGAGUGCUCGAUCCGUACACGGAACAGCUGCAACAACGCAUUCGUAAAGAUCCAUUUGCGGUGCGAAAACUACGGUUCACAUUUCUUAAGCUGAAAAGCAUUUUGGAAAUGCCGUUAUUGCGCAUUUCGCAAAUGGAGUCGCCGGACAUUUACAGCGUGAGUGAAUAUUAUUCUUCCCAGCUCGUGAGUUACGUGCGAAGCGUUGUGGAAGUGGUGCCGAUUAGUAUGUUUGAGAUUUUGAACGAAAUCAUCGGCGUUCAAACGAACGCGCUGAAGGAACUGCCGACCAAGCUCGAAAAAACCGCGCUGAGCGAUUACGCGCAACCUGCUGAAAGAGCACAGCUUUCCAAGGCGACGUACGAAAUCUCCAUCUUUGCGCAAGGCAUUUUAGCCAUGGAGCGGACAUUCAUGGGGGUCAUCGAACUCGACCCUAAGCAGUUGUUGGAGGAAGGCAUACGCAAACAGCUCGUAAAACAAAUCACAGAAACGUUUCACACAGCUCUCGUCUUUGGCGAUGGCGCUAAAGACGCGCUAGGCUGGAAUAAUUUCGUGGCGGCUAUGAUGAAAACGAAUCCAUUUGAAGACCGUCUCAACUCGUUGGCGAAUCGGAUCGAAGGCUUCAGACGCUCGUUCGAGUACAUUCAGGAUUACGUGAAUAUUUAUGGGUUGCAAGUGUGGCAAGAAGAGACCAACCGAGUGGUGAGCUAUCACGUCGAACAAGAGUGCAAUAGUUUCAUCAAACGCAAGCAAGUCAAUGAUUGGGAGAGCGAAUUUCAAUCCGUGGCGAUACCCAUCCCAGAUUACCCAGCGCUCGAUGGAGAGUCAAAGAAUUUCAUGGGACGACUGUUGCGCGAACUGAUGAGACAAACCGAUCCCAAGACGACUCGAUACGUCUCGCCACACAGCGGAUGGUUCGACACUGAAGGCUCGGAAGUGGUAGGCAUCCGAACAUUUUCGCUGCUGACGUCUGCCGUCGGGAACGUGGGUUUGGCCGGUCUUGAUCGUCUUCUGAGCUUCAUGGUGACGCAAAAAUUGCAGAUGUGCAUCGAAUCGUACUCCGAACGCCUCAGAGGCGAUCUUGGGGCGACGAUUCGCGCGCUCGAUAACGCGUUGCGACCGCUAGGCUCCGUUCCUGAAGGUUCGAUUGAGGCGUACGAGCAAGCCAUCAGGGCGUCAUCUUCCGCGUGGGACGACAUGCUCGCCGCCUUCGCAACGAUUGGACAAGCGCAGUUGUUGCGUCGGCAGCUGAACGCCGAGCUCGUGGCAAACAUUCGCAUCGAUUCGCACACGUUGAGUCGCGCGCUGGACACGGCGAACAAGGCGAUUUUGACGGAUAUUCGAUCGCACUACAAGUCUCCAGACACCGUGCCUUAUCCCGACGAGGCCAACGCGAUCGUGCCCAAGCUCAGCGCCUACCUCUCCGCGAGUGGCAUGCAAAACCCACUGCGACAGAUCUACUGCACCGUCGCCGCCGUGGACGACGACUGGGGAUUGGCCGCGUUCGUCUUCACACUGACUCAGCUCGAGCUCUACCGCUUCGACGACGUCGCGUCGACGCUCGUCCCGAUCAACCAGUCGGUGACGAAACUCGACGCACACGUCCUCAUUCUCGCCGUCUCCACCACCCUACGCCAGUUCCACGCCGACCAAACGACGUCGUAUCUCUCUCAUCUCGGCGCGUUCGCGCGCGCCGAAAUCUCGGCUCGACGACCGUCUUCGUCGUCGUCCCCCGACGUCUUCGCCCCCCGCGCUCGCGCCUCCAUCGCCUGGGCGCGCGCCUUCGCCACCGCCCACGACGUCAACCUCACCGUCUUGGCCUCUUUCUUCCCUCCCUUCGUCUUCUCCCACGCUUUCGUCGCCUAG
This is a messenger RNA of Ostreococcus lucimarinus CCE9901, 3582 nucleotides long. RefSeq lists its product with no specific name. The record is from RefSeq and is a predicted model, not a curated record. Gene Ontology annotation, cellular component: endosome; WASH complex. The transcript has a single exon. Bases 1 to 3582 code for a protein of 1193 amino acids. Gene Ontology annotation, biological process: regulation of actin nucleation; endosome fission; endosome organization. NCBI's taxonomy places the organism in Eukaryota, Viridiplantae, Chlorophyta, Mamiellophyceae, Mamiellales, Bathycoccaceae.